AUGUCUUCAGAAAAACUCAUAGCUUUUAAGACUAGCAAUGGUGAGGAAUUCAAACUCAAUGAGGCUGUAGCUGUGAGGUCAGAAAUUAUCAAGAACAUGGUGCAAAACGUGGAUUGUACUUCUAAUGUCAUCCCCUUGUCUAAUGUUGAUGGCAAUGUCAUGUCUUCAGAAAAGCUCAUAACUCUUAAGACUAGCGAUGAUGAGGAAUUCAAACUCAACAAGUCUGUAGCUAUAAAGUCAGAAGUCAUCAAGAGCUUAGUACAAGACAUUGAUUCUAAUGUCAUUCCCUUGCCUAAUGUUGAUGGCAAAACAAUGACAAAAGUGAUUAAUUAUUGGAAGAAACAUUCGGAGAAAGGUGUUACAGAAAUUCAGUUAAAGAAUUUUGAUCAGGAUUUCUUGAAGAUGAGUCACUCAGAAUUAUUUGAUGUUCACUUGGCUGCUAGAUAUCUUGAUGAUAAGCAGUUGGAGGAGGUAAUAAUCCAAGAAUCUUUUGAUAGGAUCACAGGGAAAACACUAGAGGAAAUACGUGAAGUAUUUGGUAUCGUGAAUGAUUAUACUCCAGAGGAAGAGGAGCAGGUCCGUAGAGAGAAUGCUUGGGCUUUUAAAUGA
Messenger RNA from Solanum stenotomum, 609 nucleotides. RefSeq names its product SKP1-like protein 11. The record is from RefSeq and is a predicted model, not a curated record. Gene Ontology annotation, biological process: SCF-dependent proteasomal ubiquitin-dependent protein catabolic process. The transcript has a single exon. Gene Ontology annotation, molecular function: cullin family protein binding. Bases 1 to 609 code for a protein of 202 amino acids. Gene Ontology annotation, cellular component: cytoplasm; nucleus. NCBI's taxonomy places the organism in Eukaryota, Viridiplantae, Streptophyta, Magnoliopsida, Solanales, Solanaceae.